CUAUAUAUAUAGAUCAAACGUUCCAUAUAUAUAUAUAUCCAUACCUUCUCAAACGAUCCCUUCCCUAGCUAGCGAAAAGAAGAUCGAAGAAAGAAAAGCUUUUGUACAAAUGGCUGCAAAAGCUCAUUAUGAUGCAGACCCCCUCGAGCAAGAACAAGAGUUAGAAGGCGGCGGCGGAUAUAAACUUUAUCCAAGACAACUCAAUAUCGUAUGGGGCAAUGACCCCCGCUACUGGCGCAUACCUGCAGGGAAGGGGGAUACUGGUCCUGCAGAAUUGAUACAGGUUUGUUGGCUGGAGGUAACCGGUUCAUUGCAGUUGGAGGCUAACAAGACGUAUGAAGUUGGGUUCAAGGUAUCCCUGACACCAGACGCGUUUGGUUGGAAUGGGUGUCCUGUUUACGUGAUGGCCAAGUUUGGGAAAAGGGGAAAGUACUCUUGGAAAAGAGCAACAUUAAAAACGGAUAAAGCGGAAGAUCAAUAUCAAAUUCCUGAACAGGUACUGAGUAUCAAAUCUGAAACUGAAAAUACGCUCUACUUCGGUUUGUAUGAAGUGUGGAGCGGGAAAUGGAAGGGAGGUCUGAAAAUUCACGAGGCAAUCAUCAAAAAAAAAUAAACCCAUAAUACAAAUGGAUGUGAUCUAUCAUGUAUUUAUGCAAUAAGUGUUUAUUAAAUAAAGUGUUUUGGCUUUUAUGUUACCCCAAAUAAAAUACAAUUCCCACUGUUGGAAUUAUUGGGAUAUAA
Messenger RNA from Alnus glutinosa, 741 nucleotides. Its product is annotated as protein PHLOEM PROTEIN 2-LIKE A9-like. The transcript has 3 exons. Lineage: Eukaryota; Viridiplantae; Streptophyta; Magnoliopsida; Fagales; Betulaceae. Bases 110 to 613 code for a protein of 167 amino acids. The record is from RefSeq and is a predicted model, not a curated record.